Lytechinus pictus (painted urchin) is the source of this 4610-nucleotide messenger RNA. RefSeq lists its product as uncharacterized. The coding region runs from base 231 to 2600 and encodes 789 amino acids. The record is from RefSeq and is a predicted model, not a curated record. The transcript has 9 exons. Lineage: Eukaryota; Metazoa; Echinodermata; Echinoidea; Temnopleuroida; Toxopneustidae. Gene Ontology annotation, molecular function: protein binding.
AAUGUAACGAGGAACCUGGCAGAUGCGCUGAACAUCCCUUCAAAUUUGAGCUGGCAGAGAACUACUGUUUAACCAUCACCAUGAUCACAGUAUGAUAUCUUCCUUUACAAUCUCAGACAUAAAAAUAUAAGUCUGAGACAAGACCGAAGACACAACGCGGAUUCGUACACGCCCGAGAAGGAAAUUAACUUGGAGAUCAGAUAAACGUCUGCUUUUGGUGAUACGUAAAAAUGGAGGGACUUAUUUUAAACAAAUCGUUGAUGGCUAAAAGAGUCUUCCUCGUUUGGAUUUCUGUUAUAUUUGGCGGUGCUUUCAAUGGAUUAGUGCAAGGAGGCGAUGGCUGGGACAGCGCCAGUCACAAUAAGGUUUACAGCAGUGAUCCACUACCUUGCACCUUCAAAGGCGAAAUGUACUUCCACGCCGAUUCGUGGAUCAUCGAUCGAGAUACGGAAUGCCAUUGUAAUGACAGUGACGUCAUCUGUGACGUCAUGACUUGUCCAUACCUGGACUGCGACAAUCCUAUCCCGAUUCCGAAAGAACCAUGUCCGAUCUGUUUCCACAACGUCAUUGUCCAAUUACUUAACGUCAAACUCCAUCCUCUAAAUGACGUCAUGACUGCCUACGUACCCGUCACAUUGACCUUUGACAUCGAUGUCCUAUUCGAGGAAUUUUCUCAGACGACAAGUGUAACCGGGAAACGCCUGUGGAAGGUCUCGGCAUGGGGGAGCAGUGAACCAGACGGCGGAGGAGCUUGGCAUGGUUACGUCGAUCAAGUCCUCACCGCACGUCAGUCGUCAAAGUCACAUAAAAGAGACACCGAUUUCGUCAUUGAUGAAAUAACCUUUGACCUUGUUCCGCCGUCGUGUGAAGCUGUCCGUUAUAUCUGCGUAAGUUUUGCCCGGGGCGACGCACCCGUUACAAAGACGCAGUUGGAACUCAUAUUCACCGGAACCGAUGAUGAAAAGAAAGAUGUAAGGAAGUGUGUGCGAGCCCCACGCUGUGACGAACCAGUUCCUCUCCCACCAAAGUCGAUCAUGGGACAGACAUGUCGGUCCGGGGGACGGGAAUACCUGCCCGGUGAAGAAUGGAAGAAGUCCGCCUGUGUCAGUUGUGUUUGCGAAGAUGGACAGGCUAAUUGUGAAACCGAGAGAUGCUUACGUUCUAACUGCGCUAACCCUGUCCAGGUGGAAGGGGUAUGCUGCAGAGUCUGCCCUUAUAUGGCAAUCGGAAGGCGAUUGGAGUUUCACUACGACGCAUCCUUCAACUACAACACGGGACUGGUCCGCUAUCUAGACGUCGACCUCGUCGUGACUUUCAGAGAGGACGCCCGAACCACCUCGAUCAAAGGAAAGAAUCUCUGGAAGAUGAGUGGGUGGGCGAGUUUCAACCAGGAAGGAAGUGGAACACAGAUGAUUUACGUCGACCAGAUCCUUAAUGAAGGCCUGCAAUCAAAAACUUACAAGAAGGGCAAAAAGUUCAAAAUGAACAAUGCAAGGUAUUAUCUGGAGAAUUACGAGUGCGAGGCAGUGCGCUACUUCUGUUUCACGUUCGGAAAAGGUGACGACCCGCAACCUGACAACGGAGUCGAUUUCCAGUUACGAGGGGUCAACCACGAUAUAGUUCGAUGCUUGGAAGCCCCGGGAUGCUUACCUGACGAAGAACUGGAUAGUUUUUGGGUGGACCCGGAUGCCCCAGUAGUAACAACAACACUACCUCCACCAACAACAACGCAGCCGCCCACUACAUCUACACUGCCACCAACAACCACAACUGUAAGAACAACCACCACCACUACUCGGCGCCCUCCUCCCGAGACGAACCAGGUGGAUGGAACCGACAGAGACAAUAACGGAGCAUCGGGGAAAGGCAAGGGGAAGGGCAAGGGCAAAGGAAAGGGCAAAGACAGAGGUGGAGGUGGUGGAGUAAGUCGUCCCGAUCCAUGGGCACCUGUCUACUCGGAAGUUGAACCACGCCCUCCACGUCCGUGUGUCACACGCAGCGCAGAGCACGGACAUGGGGAAAGAUGGAGGACAGAUCCGUGUACCAAGUGUAAAUGCAACGACGCGGCAAUUCGUUGUGUCAUCAAGAGUUGUCCACCCUACUAUUGCUUCGACCCGAUUUUCGUGGAUGACCAGUGUUGUCCAUUCUGUCCAGCAAAUGUUGUCGUUACUCGAGUGGCCCCGUCUCUCAUGUCCAACAUCAGAGAGCUAACACUCGGUCAACGUUUCCAGCUCACUUUCAUGGUGAAUGUGACCUUUAGGGAUUCCUGGGACACGACUAGUGUCUCUGGAGAGGACCUGUGGAAGCUCUCCGUGUGGACCAGCCGCAAACCGGAAGGGACUAACCCCAACAACAUGGUAGACCAAGUCCUCAGCGAUCAGCAGCGGGUAAAGAAGUAUAUCUGGGGGAAACCUUUCGCGUUCAAAGGCGUCGGGUACGAGCUACAAGUCAACAACUGCCCGGAUGUCCGCUUCGUCUGCGUCAAGUUCGGCCAGUCGGAAAACCCGCAAACCAAACAUGGCUUUGGUUUCUUCCUGGAGACGCUUCCCAAUGAUCAUGUCCUGGAAGUCUGUAUUCGUCUUCCGGACUGUACGAUAUAAAGUUAUUCAAGAAAUAUUUCAAAACAAAAUCAUGACGGAGAGACUAUUUGUGAUGUGUUGGAAACUCGUUAUGGGUCUAGUUGUUUAAAGUUUUAAGUCAAGUUUUAAUUGACGUUUUGAGAUCCUAUUGCCUGUGGCUCGAUUGGGGAGCUGAGAAAUAAUCAUAGAAGUCAUUCUUUGCUAGUACAAGGCGACCUAUUGCGUAUCGACUCGACAGACUGAGGGAUUUGCCACAAAAUACAGAAGAACUAUUUCAUCAUCGCUCCACAAUUCAUGGUACUCUGCGGAUGCAGUCAGUUAGCACUAUUUAAAAUAAAGCGAAUGGCGGACGGUUUACCACAGGAAUGUUUUAUACUUUGUUUAUUUUAUGCGAUUUUCUUUCCUUAUCACUUUUUUACAAUUUAGAGAUUGGUAAGGAACCUGGUCCUCAAAGGGGAGGGUGACAAUGUGACCAGCCUCCCGAAAACCAACAAUAAGUCGCCAGGGAAGCUUGCCCAUAAUUAGUAGACUUGUUAAGAGGGUGAACGCUGCAUUUUUGAGUACAAAUGUCCCACUUGGCACAAAUGUUCCUUGAGUCAAAAGAAAAAUUUUCAUCCAAAGAGACACGCUGUAUCUAUGCAAAUAAGCAAGUAAUUUGCAUAAAUUUGCAUAUUAUGUCGAUAUAGUAAAAACAAGUAUUUCAGAAUAUAUAUUUAACCAGAACUGCCCUAAAAUUGGACAUAAAGACUUAGGGUAAGAAAGGGAAGAAAAUUGUCAUUAAAAAAUUGGGAUAUCCUUGUUUAUUAUUACCUAAUUUACAUAAAUUAUGCAAAUUAUAAUUUAAAACAGAGUAUUUUUUCAUGAAUCCUGAACUGCUUUUAAAAAACAGCAACUAAUACACAAUGUCAACAUUCUACAUGAAAGAGAAUAUAUUAGCGAAAACAUCGAUAUGCUUCAUGACAGUAUUAGUGUCUUAAUUUGCUUAGAAAGAGGGCAAAUAUGUCAAAAUGUAUGACGUGAUAUUGCGCUAAAACGAGACCAAAACAAUCUCUAUGUCACAGUCACACUCACGAAUCGGACAAUAAAGCGAUCAAUGUUUUGCCACUUCGGGGUCUCCAAAAGAUAUAUAUUUUAAUAAAGUUAAAAUAUGGAUUGAGCUAGGUGGGGUACAUUUGUCAUGAUUCAUGUGCCAGAGCUUCAUUAAAGCAGUAACCUGCAAAGCAAUGUCUCCUGUAAAUUUUCCAAGAGAAACAAAUUAGAAACAAAUAAAACAAAAUUAAUAGUGUUUUACCGAUACCGAAAUGCAUUUUGCCCGUAUAUACCAUAGAUUACGGUGUGGCAGACACACCAACAAAAGCGAUACGAGAAGCCGAUGGAAGCUAUUGUGUUGAGAUUGUGUUAUCUCGAAUGACAUACGUACAUUGAUCGCUUUAUUGUCCGAUUCGUGAGUGUGACUAUGACAUAGAGGUUGUUUUGGUCUCGUUUUAGCGCAAUAUCACGUCAUACAUUUUGACAUAUUUGCCCUCUUUCUAAGCAAAUUAAGACACUAAUACUGUCAUGAAGCAUAUCGAUGUUUUCGCUAAUAUAUUCUCUUUCAUGUAGAAUGUUGACAUUGUGUAUUAAUUGCUGUUAUUUAUAAAACAGUUCAGGAUUCAUGAAAAAAUACUUUGUUUUAAAUUAUAAUUUGCAUAAUUUAUGUAAAUUAGGUAAUAAUAAACAAGGAUAUCCCAAUUAUUUUAUGACAAUUUUCUUCCCUUUCUUACCCUAAGUCUUUAUGUCCAAUUUUAGGGCAGUUCUGGUUAAAAAUAUAUUCUGAAAUACUUGUUUUUACUAUAUCGACAUAAUAUGCAAAUUUAUGCAAAUUACUUGCUUAUUUGCAUAGAUAUAGCGUGUCUCUUUGGAUGAAUCCUUUUCUUUUGACUCAAGGAACAUUUGUGCCAAGUGGGACAUUUGUACUAAAAAAUGCAGCGUUCACCCCUUUUUUUGCAGUUAACAAGUCUACUAAAUUACAUGUAUACUAAUUUGUUCUUC